This is a messenger RNA of Fonsecaea pedrosoi CBS 271.37, 258 nucleotides long. RefSeq lists its product as uncharacterized. The transcript has a single exon. Bases 1 to 258 code for a protein of 85 amino acids. NCBI's taxonomy places the organism in Eukaryota, Fungi, Ascomycota, Eurotiomycetes, Chaetothyriales, Herpotrichiellaceae. The record is from RefSeq and is a predicted model, not a curated record.
AUGGCCCCGAAACGCAUCGUACUCCGCUUCCACGAGAAAUACGAACGGGAUCCCGCGACGAUAACCCAAAAGUUCUUUGAAGCGAUCAAUAUUGAUCCCCAAGACGACUACUUUCCACAUCUGUGUCCUCCGGAUGAUUCCACAAAGAUGCACCUCGUCAUCGAUCUGUAUUGCAAGUCUUUCCCCUCGGUGAACCUUGAUCAGGUGUCCCACGAGGUUUACAGAGUCAAAAAGCCGGAUGAUGACUUGUUAGUUUGA